AUCUUGCGCUAUAGUCAUUCCUAAGUAUGUCUCGAGUGGAGGAGUUGGGUAUAAAGUCGGCACUCAUACUGUAGUGAAUGAACAACGAUGGGGUUGAAGUAGGGGAAUGAGAACUAACUGAAAGUAGCUAAAGUACCCCACGUGAUGGCGCGAAGACGUGCUCCGUAGACAUCGCGGGUGCCUAUGAUAUCAAUCUAAGCUUCAUCCAACGCAAUGUCGUCUGCGAACGCGUUACAAAUAUUGCUGCGAUUUUUAUCGCAAGACGCCAAAGUACCCCUGGGAACAGCGAUGAGUAAGGUGAAGGAUCUACAGAGUGUGCAUUUGAAUAGCCCGAACGAGAUAGCAAAGUCUGAUAUAAAAGCGCUACAGGCAAUCUUUGAGGACGAGAAGCUCUCAAAACAGAUACUAAACGCCGCCAAACGCGUGGUAAAGAAGCGCGUAGCUAGUAAUGGCGAUGAAGCCCUGCAUCCUCCCGUAAAGAGAAGAGCCACCGAAGCAUUCGGUGAACCUUUGACAGGAGCCGAAUUGGAAGAAUCGCUCGAACUCCCUACUGUGUGUCUAGAUGAAGAUAUAUUGAAGAAGACCGUUCUAUUCGCGAACCGAGCACCUCUCGUCCUCGCCUUUGCAGUCGUACUUUUGAAAUACACAAUGCCCGAACAACCCCUGUCCAGCCGUUUAAGCCUUGCGCAGGCCGUCGUCAGUACGAAUAGUCGGACUAAAGCUGUGAGCAUUGGUCUGGAGAGUGGCAAGAGUGCGGAGGAGGAAGGUUACGGUGAAGGGCAACCAACUGUGACCGUAAUGGGUCGGGAGAUAAGAGUUAUGAAAAGAUGGGGCUACGAAUGGCGAAGGGACGAAGUAAAAGAGAAGACAGAAGAUGGAUAUGAAGUGGAGACACAAAGUACAUUAAGAUCAGAAAGAACCUUGACGCAUGAAGACAUGCCUGCUCUAUGGGGUAUAGACCUAGAAGCAUUGAAAAAGUCAAACGAGAAGAACCCAGCCGUUCCCAAGACGUACAUUACAGGCAAUAUCCCUAUAUAUACUGCUCAAUCGGCCAGAGCAUACUUGUUGAAAUCAUUUGGAACACCAGAGAAAGAGCAACAAGAUUCAAAGACUUCCAAGAAGCAGUCUUCUGCGAGCAAGAUGGCGCAGAAAGAACGUAACUUAGGAUAUCUCCUCGGAGCUCUCCAGCUCUUAUUUGAGUCCUGGAGCAAGUCUCUCAGUCCGACAGAGUUGGACAAAAGAGCUUGGUCAUGGUAUGUUCGCGUGCGUCCGGAGGUAGAGGGUGGCGUUGCUGGCUGGGGAAGCAAGAACACCUUGAAACUGUCUGAUAUCCUAUUACUCAGACAUUAA
This is a messenger RNA of Pseudovirgaria hyperparasitica, 1350 nucleotides long. RefSeq lists its product as uncharacterized. The transcript has 2 exons. The record is from RefSeq and is a predicted model, not a curated record. NCBI's taxonomy places the organism in Eukaryota, Fungi, Ascomycota, Dothideomycetes, Acrospermales, Acrospermaceae. Bases 214 to 1350 code for a protein of 378 amino acids.